Messenger RNA from Pangasianodon hypophthalmus (striped catfish), 2233 nucleotides. RefSeq names its product Bardet-Biedl syndrome 4 (gene bbs4). Gene Ontology annotation, molecular function: protein binding. Gene Ontology annotation, cellular component: ciliary basal body. The coding region runs from base 92 to 1675 and encodes 527 amino acids. The record is from RefSeq and is a predicted model, not a curated record. Gene Ontology annotation, biological process: protein localization to cilium; cilium assembly. NCBI's taxonomy places the organism in Eukaryota, Metazoa, Chordata, Actinopteri, Siluriformes, Pangasiidae. The transcript has 16 exons.
CGGGUAGAGCGUUGCCAUGGUAACCGCUGUGCGUUUGAGCGCGCUGUGAGAAACCGGAAGUGCGUGUCCUAGUAAUCUGCUACAGGAAAGGAUGGCUGACGACGAGAGCGUCAAAACGGAGGCUUCACUACCUGUGGCCACGAAAGCCCGUCCUAAAAAAGCCCCAGAGCUCCCGAUACUAGAGAGGAGGAACUGGCUCAUCCAUCUACACUACAUCCGUAAAGACUACGAGACCUGCAAGGCGAUUAUAAAAGAGCAGCUGCAGGAGACUCAGGGCAUGUGUGAAUAUGCCAUAUAUGUCCAAGCUCUGAUCCUGCGUGUAGAAGGAAAGAUCCAGCAGUCUCUAGAGCUGUUUCAGAGCUGUGCCAUCCUCAACCCCACCAGCUCAGACAACCUCAAACAAGUGGCUCGCUCCCUUUUUCUCUUAGGGAAACAUAAGGCUGCCAUUGAGGUCUACAAUGAGGCGGCUCGUCUCAAUCAGAAAGACUGGGAGAUCAACCAUAAUCUCGGAGUUUGCUACAUCUACACCAAGGACUUCAAGAGCGCUGAGGAGCAUCUAAACAUGGCGCUGCAGCUUAACAAGCACGACAUGACUUACAUGAUGCUGGGAAAGGUCUACCUGUUACAGGGAGACACAGAGAAGGCCAUUGAGAUCUACAAGAGUGCAGUGGAGUUUUCCCCAGAGAACACCGAGUUGCUGACCACACUGGGACUCUUGUAUAUGCAGCUUGGAAAAUAUCAGAGGGCCUUUGAACAUCUUGGGAAUGCUCUGACUUAUGACCCAAACAAUUACAAGGCCAUCCUGGCAGCAGGAAGCAUGAUGCAGACACAUGGGGAUUUCGACGUGGCUAUGAAUAAGUAUCGUGUGGCGGCUUUCACCGUGCCUGAAAGCCCCCCGCUCUGGAACAACAUUGGCAUGUGCUUCUUUGGCAAGAAGAAAUAUGUAGCUGCUAUAAGCUGUCUGAAGAGAGCAAACUACUUAUCUCCAUUUGACUGGAAGGUCUUGUAUAAUCUGGGUUUGGUGCAUCUCACCAUGCAGCAGUACGCCUCAGCCUUCCACUUCCUCAGUGCUGCCAUUAACCUGCAUCCACGCAUGGGAGAGCUCUACAUGCUGCUUGCAGUUGCCCUGACCAAUUUGGAUGAUGUAGAAAACGCACGCAGGUCAUAUGAACAAGCUGUUCAGCUCGAUGAGUCCAACCCUCUGGUGAAUCUGAAUUUUGCAGUGCUGCUGUAUAAUCAGGGAGACAAGAAGGCAGCACUACAGCAGUACCAGGAGAUGGAGAAAAAAGUCCACAUGUUGAUAGAGCGCAACAGCAGCACUGAGUUUGACCCUGAGCUCGUAGAGAUGGCUCAUAAAAUGGGUGCAGCCCUUCAGGCUGGGGACAAUUUAUUCUGGUCGAAACCAGGCAAAGAGUCCAAGAGCAGCCAGCGCUCAUCUUCCAGCAAGACGUCCUCCUCCCAGCAGCCCCUGGGCUCCAAUCAGGCCUUGGGUCAGGCUAUGUCGUCUGCUGCAGGUUACAGCAAAUGCAUGCAACUGGCUGCAGAGCCGGAUGUGGAGAGUGCACCAGCACCCCCCUCUGAGCCUCCAGGAGAGGAAUAUGAUGGUGAUGAAGCAGCAGAACUUCCCAAAGCCAAGGAGAAGAAGAAGAGCAAACCCAGAGCAGUGGCAGAGUAGAACUUCCCAAACAUGGACAUAUGCUACCUGCUGCUUGGUAAACAGUGUGUGUGCGCUUUAUAGAGUUUUAAUGUCCUAUGAAUGUAUAGCUUAUUUAUUUUUAGGCAUAUUGUUUGGACAAAGAGUUUUUACAUUAUGAUCUCUCUACAGACCUAUUGCUUGGAUGCUUACUUGGCUCUUAAGAGUCUGCCACGUUCAAGCUUUUUUUUUUUUUUAAAAGUUCACUUGGUUACAUCAUUAAUCAAGUCUGAACCUGGAGGAAUGCUCAGGAACGAUUAGACUUGUAUACAGAAAUGGCUUAUAGUCCUUGCUGUGUUGUUUUAAGCACAUUAACACUAACAGGGUUUUAAUAAAUAGAGAAUCAUAUGUUACACUGACUUUGAAAUGUAAAACAUGUUUAUACCUACAGUAUCAUUUUUGUAAAUUGUAAUAAAUAUGUCCUUAUGGAUUCUGAAAUGCAAAUAUCCAUUACAUUAAUGUAGAGCAUCAUGCUUUUCCAACCUCUGUAUCUGAGCUAGAUGAAAAAUAAACUAGUUCUGCUGUUUGCAUUUUCCCCCA